Centrocercus urophasianus (Greater sage-grouse) is the source of this 1734-nucleotide messenger RNA. RefSeq names its product pelota mRNA surveillance and ribosome rescue factor (gene PELO). Gene Ontology annotation, cellular component: cytoplasm. Bases 222 to 1379 code for a protein of 385 amino acids. NCBI's taxonomy places the organism in Eukaryota, Metazoa, Chordata, Aves, Galliformes, Phasianidae. Gene Ontology annotation, biological process: nuclear-transcribed mRNA catabolic process, non-stop decay; nonfunctional rRNA decay; nuclear-transcribed mRNA catabolic process, no-go decay. The record is from RefSeq and is a predicted model, not a curated record. The transcript has 2 exons.
GCGAGGUGGUGGCUCAGGGGCCUGGACGAGCCGCGUCGCCGCUGCUGCGAGGGGCCCGAAUUUCGCCGCGGGGCCGCGUGCCGUCAGUUGUCAGGAGAUAGGCCCCUGGCUGAUCGGUCAGUAGCGAGUACGUCCCGCUCGGCCCCGCCGCUAAGCCUCCCGGGGCGGGCAGACCGGCUGGGCCGCUGUCGCCGCGGCUGAAGAGAGAAGGCGCCGGCAGGAUGAAGCUGGUGAGGAAAGACCUGGAGAAGGAUAAUGCGGGGCAGGUGACUCUGAUCCCCGAGGAGCCGGAGGACAUGUGGCACACCUACAAUCUGCUGCAGGUGGGUGACAGCUUGCGGGCCUCCACUAUCCGCAAAGUGCAGACCGAGUCGUCCACGGGCAGCGUGGGCAGCAACCGCAUCCGCACCACCCUCACCCUCUGUGUGGAGACCAUCGACUUCGACUCGCAGGCCUGCCAGCUGCGGGUCAAAGGCACCAACAUCCAGGAGAAUGAGUACGUCAAGAUGGGGGCCUACCACACCAUCGAGCUGGAGCCCAACCGGCAGUUCACGCUGGCAAAGAAGCAGUGGGACAGCGUGGUGCUGGAGCGCAUCGAGCAAGCGUGCGACCCAGCGUGGAGUGCUGAUGUGGCAGCCGUGGUCAUGCAGGAAGGCUUGGCUCACGUCUGCCUGGUUACCCCCAGCAUGACCCUCACUCGUGCCAAGGUGGAAGUGAACAUCCCCCGCAAACGGAAAGGAAACUGCAGCCAACAUGACCGGGCCCUAGAGAGGUUUUAUGAACAGGUGGUGCAGGCCAUCCAGCGGCACAUCAACUUUGAGGUGGUGAAGUGUGUCCUGGUGGCCAGCCCAGGCUUCGUUCGAGAGCAGUUCUGUGAUUACAUGUUCCAGCAGGCAGUCAAGACUGACAACAAACUUUUACUGGAGAACAGAUCCAAGUUUUUACAGGUGCAUUCAUCAUCAGGACAUAAGUACGCACUGAAGGAGGCACUUUGUGACCCAGCUGUAACUAGCCGUCUCUCUGACACUAAGGCUGCUGGUGAGGUCAAAGCCUUAGAUGACUUCUAUAAAAUGUUGCAGCAUGAGCCUGACCGGGCUUUUUAUGGCCUAAAACACGUGGAAAAGGCCAAUGAAGCCAUGGCCAUUGAUACUUUGUUGAUCAGUGAUGAGCUCUUCCGGCACCAGGAUGUGGCUACACGUGCCCGAUAUGUUAAAUUGGUAGAUAGUGUACGGGAGAACAUGGGCACAGUGCGCAUUUUCUCCAGCCUUCAUGUGUCUGGGGAGCAGCUUGGCCAGCUAACAGGGGUAGCAGCUAUCCUGCGCUUCCCUGUUGCUGAGCUCUCUGACCAGGAGGAUGAGUCUAGCUCUGAAGAGGAUUGACAACAGUGGCUUCAUUUCACAGUAUCCCUUCCAACUGACAUCAAAAUGACAUUAAAAGUCUUCCCUUCCAAAAUACUGUGUGCAGAUUUACCCUGAUAUGUCACUUAUGUUUUUGAUAGUAUUUCUUAUACUAUGUGUUUCUUCUCCCCACACAAAUUGAUGUCUAUUCUAUGGUGAAGAUGAUUGAAAUGCUGAGAUUUAGAGCUGACUGGCUUUGCAAGUUACACCCUGGAUCUCCAGCAGUACCAGAAACAGAUCUCAGUCCCCAAAGCUGCUUAUUCUUCAUGUUAAGGCAGACUGUCAGCUUAAUGUUCUGGAAUGUGUACAAAAAGAUAAUAAACUAUGAAGCAGAAAA